This is a messenger RNA of Betta splendens (Siamese fighting fish), 1050 nucleotides long. RefSeq names its product small muscle protein X-linked (gene smpx). The coding region runs from base 16 to 480 and encodes 154 amino acids. Lineage: Eukaryota; Metazoa; Chordata; Actinopteri; Anabantiformes; Osphronemidae. The record is from RefSeq and is a predicted model, not a curated record. The transcript is spliced from 5 exons. Gene Ontology annotation, cellular component: muscle tendon junction; M band; costamere.
GAACAAAUCCCAGAUAUGAGAGGAAUCCUUCAACCACUUACCAGGCAGCCGGAGAAAGAGAGAGAGAGGGAGAGUGAGAGAGAGAGAGGGUGGAGAGAAGGUGAGAAUAGAAAGGGAAAGAGAUGGAGAGAGCAGACAGAGUGUGAGGAAGCGUUCGACGAUAGUGUGUUGUGUCACCAACAGGUCAGUGGACUCACCGGGUGGAUUAUGUCCAAACCUUCCACCAACGUCAAGGCCCUUCAGGCUAAUUUGAACAUCCCGAUGGGAGCUCUGCGUCCAGGGGCGGGACAUCCUGUGAAGAGGAGAGAGGAGACAGUGGACACAGAGGAGGCUCAGUCACCAGAAGAACCCAGUGCUGCAGAGCAGACACCAGAGGAGAAGAAGACGAUGCCCGGCGCAGUCAAACUGCCCGGUCCUACUGUCGACCUGUCAGAGCUGCAAAACGUGAAGAGUGAACUACGAUGGGUCACCAAGGAUUAACAUGCGUGGAGGACCCGCAGCCAACCAGGCCGAUACCAACGCAGACGAUGCUCCUAGACACCGACCUGCCCACUGCCAACCGAGAAGAGCAAACCCCAGUCCAGCCCCUCCACCAACAGCUUCCUGCCACGCCAACAUCUGCAGGAGAUCCAGUCGCACCGGGACGAGAGCGUCCAUCGCCUCCUCCAGUCACGUUGUCAUUCGAAUCACACUGUAAACAAACAGGUGAACUCUGUUCUGCAGCUUCCUUGGACGUACUCGUAGAAGUGGUUGGUUCUGUUCUCUGAUUUGUGUUAUGUUGUUAUAACCAACACAAAUGUAUCAUUGAAGUCUCCUCCAAUGAAACCAAAAUUGAUUCCCCUUCAAAUGAAGACUUUGACAGCUUGUCAAAUCUGUCCAGCACUGAUUCUUACCUUUCUGACCCUUUUAACUGUUGCUGGGAUUUUGCGGGACUUAACUUUAGUUGUGUUACUUUUGGGGGGAUUAUUAUAAUGUUGCUGUUGAUUAAGGGUUAUGAUGAUAGAUAUCGUUAGUAGAACUCUGCAAUAAAUGAAGUUGUUCUAAAGAUCA